This is a messenger RNA of Daucus carota subsp. sativus, 953 nucleotides long. RefSeq names its product probable aquaporin NIP-type. Gene Ontology annotation, cellular component: membrane. NCBI's taxonomy places the organism in Eukaryota, Viridiplantae, Streptophyta, Magnoliopsida, Apiales, Apiaceae. Gene Ontology annotation, biological process: transmembrane transport. The transcript is spliced from 5 exons. The coding region runs from base 1 to 825 and encodes 274 amino acids. Gene Ontology annotation, molecular function: channel activity. The record is from RefSeq and is a predicted model, not a curated record.
AUGGCGCAGAAUGCUGUCAAUGCCAAGAAAGAUACCACGGACCUUGAAAACGGUAUUCAAACAGAUUCUGAAACUGAAUUUGAUUCGGGCAUCUGUUCGUGGGAUUCUGCUGAAGUUGUGACAAUUGUGCAAAAGGUCAUUGCAGAAGUGUGUGGCACUUAUUUUGUAAUAUUUGCCGGGUGUGGAUCGGUUGCAGCAAAUAAAGUUUACGGUGGCACAGUUACAUUUCCCGGCAUUUGUAUAACCUGGGGACUCAUAGUAAUGUGUAUGAUUUAUUCUGUUGGUCAUAUUUCUGGCGCUCAUUUCAAUCCCGCCAUUACAGUCACAUUUGCCAUCUUCCGUAGGUUUCCAUGGAAGCAGGUGCCCUUCUACGUAGCAGCUCAAGUGGCGGGAUCUACUCUAGCGAGUGGAACGGUUAGACUAGUAUUUGACGUAGAUAAGGACAAGUAUUUUGGGACAGUACCGGCUGGUUCAGAUAUUCAGUCUUUCGCGAUAGAAAUAAUCAUAGCAUUUCUCCAGAUGUUCGUCGUCUGUGGUGUUGCUACAGAUACUAGAGCGGUAGGAGAGCUGGCUGGAAUCGCUGUAGGAGCUAGCGUAGUUUUAAACGUCUUUGUGGCCGGGCCAAUGUCUGGAGCAUCAUUGAACCCAGCAAGAAGUCUGGGGCCAGCCAUUGUGAUGAAUGUUUACAGAGGAAUAUGGGUGUAUAUGGUGGCACCAUUUGUGGGAAGCAUAGCUGGAGGUUUUGUUUAUGGAUGGAUCAGAAUUACAGACAGGCCCCUUAUUGAAAUAGCCAAAACUGCAUCCAUGGGAAGAGGGCUACAGUGAUUUCAAUCAACCAUUUUUAUACAAGUACUGAUCUAGCUGUGCAUCAAAUAUCGAUACUAGGAGUCAUCUUAUUGAUGAAACUUCCAUGUUGUGCGAUGAGCUAGUAGUACUUUUGCAACUGUUCAUUU